This is a messenger RNA of [Candida] anglica, 2184 nucleotides long. Lineage: Eukaryota; Fungi; Ascomycota; Pichiomycetes; Serinales; Debaryomycetaceae. The record is from the annotation of a GenBank genome assembly.
AUGUACUAUCUAACCACGAGAAUGAAACGUGGGUUGGGGGUCGUCUUGGUCGCCCUAGCCAUCCUUCUGAUGGUUUACCUUCGUUAUGCCGAGACUUCAGGGAUCGUGAUGAUUGGUGUUGAUAGCGGCUCCUCCGCCGCCCAGAGCACUGACUACCUGACCUCUGCCCAGAAUGUCAUCUUCCCACGUAGUUUCCCCGUGCGGGACUUGGAGAAGUUCUAUAGUGAAAACUUCAAGGACUUGACCAAAUUGGAGUCACCUCCAGCGGUUUUCAAGCCGGUUUCCGCCAGCUCGUACCAGAACAACUUGGCACCUUUGACGGAGGAAAUCAUCAAUGAAACUUACAAAGACCAUGCCAUCGAGAUGUAUGACGGGGUCAAGAACUUGCGAGGAGAACUCGAGUACUGUUCUGCCAACUUGAUGCAAACCCUCACGUUGGAAAUCACCCGGGACUUUGCCUUAGCACCCAACAUGGACGAGGUGAUUGCCACCCUCAUCAAACAGAUCGAGGAUGAACCCCCCAUGAAAGAGUUGAGCUCUUUUUUCAAAAACGGAGAGUUGGAGAAAAACGUCAAGGAUAAGAAGAGUGGGAAGUAUUGGUUGAAGUUUGCCGGAACCUCGGUCUGGUUGGAGGAGUAUCGGGUUCAUUUCAUGUUGCUGCGGAUGUUGUAUCUCCCCAAUGGGGAGAAGAGAGGACAAGUAUUGAGUUUGACCUAUGCCCAAUUGUUCAAUGAAAAUUGGGAUGAAUUGAAGGAGACUGAAUUGAUUGUACCCACCAACAAUUUUGCCGGCACGCAUAAUGAAUUUGACAAGGAGGAGGCGUCCAAACAACGGUAUAGAACCUUAAAAUUCCCAUCAUUUUUGCCCAUCCCCACGUAUCAUAACGCCAAGUUUGUCAAGGGCAAUUGGUAUGGACCUGAAGACCCAAGAAUCAUCUUGAUCCGUAAUGAUGCCGGGUACGAGGAACCACUCAUUAUCUUCAACCAAUACCACAGAAAGAUCUACAAGGCGGAGAAUGACCGUGAGGAUGAAGCCAAGGUCAAGUUCAAGUACUACCGGUCCAUUUUCAUGACAUGGCCAUACCAACUCCAACGUGGUAAGGAGAACAUUGAUGGGAUGAAGAAUGACGAGUAUGACAACAAGUAUUAUUUGAGGACUGCCGAGUUGAAACGAACCAAGACUGAACGGUUGGAAGUACAGAAGAAUUGGACUCCCUUCAUCGAUCCACAAGCCCGGAAAAAUGACGGUAAAGGUGGAGAUCGGGUCAUUUAUUUCAUCUACCGUUGGAGAAACUUGGAGAUCUUGAAAUGUGACUUGACUGGGUUUUCUGGAGACGUGGCCAAUUGUGAGUUUGAAUACAAGCGGGACAAGAACUUGGGUAGUAAUGAACCCGUGGGGGCAUUAAGAGGAGGUACCCAAAUGUUGAACAUUCGAGAUGUGAUCAUGAAUGGAGUGGCUGGGAAGAACCCCAAACUUGCGCAACCAAUCUUGGAUAGAAUCCCUCAGGAGAAGGAUAUCUGGGUCGGGUUUGCCCGGGCCCAUAUCAGUCAUUGUGGAUGUGGUUCUGCCAUGUAUAGACCCAACUUGGCAGUUCUCACUCGAGAGAAUGGCGAGUACAAGGUGUCACAAUUGUCGUCAUACAUGUCGUUGGACGUCGACGUUCCCGGGUGGACGAACCCGGAGUUCAAGUGUCAAGGCCGGGACGCCAACGUAUUGAUCCCCAAUGGGAUUGCCUUCUGGUCUAUUGCCCAUGUGGAAGGUAGGGGCACAGCCAUGAAGGUGAACGAUUACUUGACACUCUCCGUUUCCGUUGCCGAUGAAACGGUUCAGAUCAUCCACAUCCGGAACUUGUUGGAUGAGCUUCUCUCACACACCACGAUCACCGAUAAGGUGCAACCUUUGACCCCGAUGUUGAGUGAAUUCGAGGAGAAUGGUAUUGGGUUCAAUGACGAUGUGGUGGAUUGUGCCAUGAAACUGUCGGAGAAGUUCUGUGAGGUGUAUGGGAAGGCUGUUGAAGAAGCGGAGAAGCCCUUGAAGGAAUUGAGAGAGAAGGAAAAGAAGGAAAAGGAAGAAAAGGAGAGAAAGGAAAGAGAGAAGAAGGAGAAAGAAGAGAAGGAGAAGAAGGAGAAAGAAGAGAAAGAGAAGAAGGAAAGGAGGAGAAGGAGAAGGCAAGUUAGAGAAUGA